This is a messenger RNA of Molossus molossus (Pallas's mastiff bat), 2048 nucleotides long. RefSeq names its product 3-hydroxymethyl-3-methylglutaryl-CoA lyase like 1 (gene HMGCLL1). NCBI's taxonomy places the organism in Eukaryota, Metazoa, Chordata, Mammalia, Chiroptera, Molossidae. The coding region runs from base 104 to 1126 and encodes 340 amino acids. Gene Ontology annotation, biological process: L-leucine catabolic process; ketone body biosynthetic process. The record is from RefSeq and is a predicted model, not a curated record. Gene Ontology annotation, molecular function: hydroxymethylglutaryl-CoA lyase activity. Gene Ontology annotation, cellular component: cytosol; endoplasmic reticulum. The transcript is spliced from 9 exons.
GGCGCGCUCCCGAUCGAUCGGGCACAGUUUCGGGGGCCUUGCCCGCCCCGCAUCUCUUUCCUCCUGGCUCCCACCUAUCGCAGACUGCAGCCCAGGCCCCGCCAUGGGGAAUGUGCCAUCCGCGGUGAAGCACUGCCUCAGCUACCAGCAGCUUCUCCGGGAGCAUCUCUGGAUCGCGGAUUCAGUGGCAGGGGCGCUCGACCCCGCGCAGGAAGCAUCCCAGCUAUCUGGACUCCCUGAGUAUGUUAAAAUAGUAGAAGUUGGACCUAGGGAUGGAUUGCAGAAUGAAAAGGUUAUAGUUCCUACAGAUAUCAAAAUUGAAUUUAUCAAUCAACUUUCCCAAACUGGCUUGUCUGUAAUAGAAGUCACCAGCUUUGUGUCUUCCAGAUGGGUGCCACAGAUGGCUGAUCACACUGAAGUGAUGAAAGGCAUUUGUCAGUAUCCAGGAGUUAGAUAUCCUGUCCUUACUCCUAAUCUUCAGGGUUUUCAUCGUGCUGUUGCUGCUGGGGCCACUGAGAUAGCAGUUUUUGGUGCUGCAUCUGAAUCCUUCAGCAAGAAGAAUAUUAACUGUUCUAUUGACGAAAGUAUGGAGAAGUUUGAGGAGGUCAUUAAGUCUGCAAGGCACCUGAAUAUUCCAGCACGAGGGUAUGUGUCUUGUGCCCUGGGCUGUCCGUAUGAAGGAAGCAUCACACCGCAAAAAGUGACAGAAGUAUCCAAGAGGUUGUAUAGCAUGGGCUGUUACGAGAUCUCCCUGGGAGACACAAUUGGCGUGGGAACUCCAGGAAGCAUGAAGAGAAUGUUGGAAAGUGUCAUAAAGGAAAUCCCACCCAGUGCUCUUGCCGUUCACUGUCAUGACACAUACGGACAAGCCUUAGCCAACAUCCUCACGGCCCUUCAGAUGGGGAUCAACGUGGUGGACUCUGCAGUCUCGGGAUUAGGUGGCUGCCCUUACGCAAAAGGUGCUUCUGGAAAUGUAGCCACCGAGGAUUUGAUAUAUAUGCUUAAUGGCCUGGGGCUCAAUACAGGGGUGAAUCUUUACAAAGUGAUGGAAGCUGGUGACUUUAUUUGCAAAGCUGUCAAUAAAACCACAAACUCUAAAGUAGCGCAAGCCUCCUUCAGUGCUUGACAUGAAUGCAUUUGUGACUUGAGGCUGAGAAGACCAAUUUCAGCUACAGAUAUUCAUCUAAAAAUCAUUACUGUCAACUUGUUCUGAAAUGUGAAGGAAUAGACAAGAGUGGGAGAAGAAAAGAGAGACUUUUCGAAAGAGUAUAACUGGCACAUUUGGAAUUCAACAUAAAGUAAGAGCAGUCAUCAGGUAAAUUGCAAGCUGAAGCUAAAUAAUCAAGUUUGUAGACGUGCCUUUGAACAUGGAGAAAAGUCUACUUUUGGGUUCUUACAGAAAUAACUUCUUAAUGUAGUAUUUGUGAAAAUUAACUUCAGAUUUUGUUAAGUAUCAAAUACUGUGUGAAAUACUUAAUCAAGCUGGCUUAGCACAGUGCACACACUGUCAGUAGUUUACGGGCCUUGCAUAGUAUGCAAAGUGUGUGGCCUCGUUAUCAUGCGUUAUGCCUCUGGAUCUCAACUUCCCAUUUGCCAAGUCAGUUAAAUUAUGAACCAAGCGCCAGAUCUCCAGCCGACCCUACAUAAUUGUUAGCAAUAGAACUUCUACAUUUCAAGUAUGGCUAACAUCUGUUAACUAUUUCAAUGACUUUAUCUUGUUCCAAGAGGCUGUGGUCAAUGGCAAGACGCCAUAUCCUGGAAGCAUAUUACGACCUCCCAUGUUUGUUACAGGCUUCAGUUCACCAUACUUUUUCUUUCAUCGGUUAUAGUAAAAACCAGCAUGGUGUUACUCAACUGUUGAGAAACAGAAGACACAGUAUUCAUCUGGCUGUCUAAAUUGCAGUGAUGAGAAUAGAUUGAUCCAUGUACCAUAAUCCACGUUCGUAAUUUUCAGAUCACUUCCAAAUUGCCUGAGGAGAUGUCAUUGUGAUCUAAGAAUGUGUAUUAAGCCCAUUUUUUAAUUCAUGAAAUAAACUGUUUUCCAUUAA